This is a messenger RNA of Aspergillus clavatus NRRL 1, 1002 nucleotides long. RefSeq names its product isopenicillin N synthase family dioxygenase. The record is from RefSeq and is a predicted model, not a curated record. The transcript has 2 exons. Gene Ontology annotation, molecular function: dioxygenase activity. NCBI's taxonomy places the organism in Eukaryota, Fungi, Ascomycota, Eurotiomycetes, Eurotiales, Aspergillaceae. Bases 1 to 1002 code for a protein of 333 amino acids.
AUGCCUUCUCCUCCAGUUAUUGACUUUGGUGAUUUCCUGUCCGGCGACCUAGAGCGCCAAAAGAAAUGCACCGAGGCAAUCGGGCAUGCUUGCCGAACCCUGGGAUUCUUCCAGAUCGUCAACCAUCCGAUCCCACUCAGCCUGCAGCGGGAAAUGUUCAAGCUGUCUACGGAGUUCUUCGCUCUUCCCCUGGAGGAAAAGAUGAAACUGGACAAAUCCCAAAACGACCACAACCGCGGCUAUGAAGUGAUGUACGGCCAGAUGAUCGAAAAGGACACCAAACCAGACCUCAAAGAAGGCUAUUACGUCGCCCAAGACCUGUCCCCAGACCACCCCCAAGUCCUCUCCAAGAAGUUCGCUCACGGACCCAACCUUUGGCCCGAGUCGCUGGGCCCGCACUUCCGCGAAACCUGCAUGGACUACCUGAACCAGGUAAGCGCGCUGACGGAGAAAGUCCUGCAAGCCAUCGGCGUAUCCUUGGGCUACGACGAGCAUUACUUCGACGAGUUCUGCACGGAGCCAAUGGCCUUCUACAAGCUGCUCCAUUACCCGCCCCAACCGGCGGACGCAGACCUGCUGCAGCGCGGAAUCGGCGCCCACCGCGACUUUGGCGUCAUCACGCUACUGCUGCAGGGUGAUGUGCCUGGGCUGGAGGUGUGGGAUGAGGAAACGAAGUCAUACUACCCUGCGCCACCGGUCGAGGGCGCGUAUGUUGUGAACCUAGGGAAUCUGUUCGAGCAGUGGACAAACGACGAAUAUAUCUCCAACGUGCACCGGGUCAUCAACCGCUCCGAUGUUGACCGGUACUCCAUCCCAUUCAACUACAAUGGCAAUCCGGACUUCAUCAUCCGGUGCAUUGAGUCGUGCCGCGCAAGGCCGGACGAUGAGAAGUACGCGCCUAUCUCGGUGGAUGAUUAUGUGCGGCAGAAGUAUAAGGACGUGUAUCAACGUGCGGGUAUUUAUUCGGUGGCUGAGCCGGUCAAGGCACAGGCAGUGGCUUGA